Messenger RNA from Hydractinia symbiolongicarpus, 1600 nucleotides. Its product is annotated as general transcription factor IIH subunit 2-like. The transcript has 17 exons. Gene Ontology annotation, molecular function: zinc ion binding. Bases 81 to 1244 code for a protein of 387 amino acids. Gene Ontology annotation, biological process: DNA-templated transcription; nucleotide-excision repair; regulation of transcription by RNA polymerase II. Gene Ontology annotation, cellular component: transcription factor TFIIH core complex; transcription factor TFIIH holo complex. Lineage: Eukaryota; Metazoa; Cnidaria; Hydrozoa; Anthoathecata; Hydractiniidae. The record is from RefSeq and is a predicted model, not a curated record.
AAACAUUUAGUUAUUAAAUCCGAUUUGUAAGUACAAUCCGAAAAAUAAAAACUAUUUUCUGCUGUCUAAAAACUUGAAAGAUGGCGGGGAUCGAAGACGGUGGCUUUCGGUGGUUAAACGAAUAUGAAAAGACUUGGGAAGCUAUUCAAGAAGAUGAUGAGGGAUCUUUACAAGCUUCCAUUGAUGAUAUCAUACAUACGGCUAAACGAAAGAGGCUGCUUGUGCGCAAAGGAAAUGUACGUCUUGGGAUGAUGCGGCACUUGUAUGUUGUAGUUGAUAUGUCAAAGUCGAUGAAAGAAAGUGAUCUGUUGCGGCCUUCAAAAAUUGCAUGUGUCACUAAGCUUCUUGAACUGUUCAUUGUUGAAUACUUCGACCAAAACCCUAUAUCUCAGCUUGGCAUUAUCAUUACCAAGAAUAAAAGAUGUGAAAAGUUAACAGAUUUAAGUGGAAAUCCUAGAAUUCAUAUUUCUGCAUUGCAGGAGGCUGCAGGAAAAAAGGUUGAAGGUGAAGCUUCUCUCCAGAAUUGUUUAGAAAUGGCAUUAAAGCUUUUAAAGAACUUACCAAGUCAUGCAAGUCGUGAAAUAUUAGUUGUUUAUGGCAGUUUGACAUCCUGUGAUCCUAGUGAUAUAUUUGAGACUGUGUCUCAUUUGAAAGAACAAAACAUCAGAUGUUCAGUUGUUGGAUUAUCUGCUGAAAUAAAAGUUUGUAAAACCAUAACAUCUGAAACAAAAGGUGUUUAUAGUGUUAUACUUGAUGAAAACCAUUGUAAAGACUUAAUAUUUGAACAUGUACGUCCACCAGAAACAAAGGUUAACAUUGACGCAUCUUUGAUUAGAAUGGGAUUUCCAAAGCAUCUGACUAAUGAUUAUCCAUCUUUGUGUAUGUGUCAUAUCGAAACUAACAAAAUUCAAGGCCUUGAUUGUACUGGUUACUUUUGUCCGCAGUGCAAAAGUAAAUAUUGUGAGUUGCCUGUUGAGUGCAAAAUAUGCAAUCUGACAUUGGUGUCUGCACCUCAUCUAGCCAGAUCUUAUCAACAUUUAUUUCCUCUACCUGCUUUUGAAGAACUACAACGAGAUGAAACUGAGACUUGUGAAGGCUGUCUGAAUAUAUGUAAAGAUGUUAAAGUGUACAUGUGCAAGAAGUGCAAUCAAAUCUUUUGUAACGAUUGUGAUUUAUUUAUUCACGAGACAUUACACACAUGUCCAGGUUGUAGCAGUCAUUAUCAAUUUCAAGAGAAUACAUGAAUAUUGAAUUUAAACAAUACAAUUGAACAAGACAAUUUACUUGAGUCCAUUUAACUGGAUGUCAUGACCAUAUGCCAACUUUUUUAAAGUACUUCGAAACUGGCUGAAGUAUCCUAUACAUGUGUUACAAUUUGCAUCAAUUAUAGUUGUACAGAAAGAUACAUGUACAUUAAACUUAUAUAGUUUUUAUACAAGAGUUAAAGAAAUUAGGAAAGCAUAUGGAUACUUUACUGUAUAACACAUUCUAUGUAACCAUAACCAACAAACGUUCAGCAAUUUUAUAACAUUUUUAUUUUCUGUCAUUUUUGUUAAAUUUUCUGUUUACUUUAAUUUCUAUUUACGUCUUCUAAUGUUUA